CAACCCAUCUUGUCCAUAUCCGACCUGCCUGCUGCACCUACAUUUUUGGACUUCUAUAUACUUCCGCAAUUAACCUUCUUGAUAGUGUUUUAAGGCAAAUUGGCUUAAAUAAUCCUGCUGAUUUGAGAGAAGGCUUGAUCAAAAUGGCCGGCAGAGGUUUGGAGCAGGGUCUUCGGAGCUGGAGGUGCUCCAUUACCCCGGGUCAGGUGCGGUCCUUUAGCAGCACGCCGAGAUGCCAGAAACACGGUGCAAUUCCCUCCUUCUCUCCGACAUCCUCUCCCGAGCUGGACGCUCUUCUUGCCCAAUUCCGCUCGAAAGUCUUUCUCCCAUCGCAUCUUCUAAAGCGACAGCGCGACCUAGUGUACAAGGAAAAAUAUCGAUCAUUGGUCAGCAACGAUCCUGUGAUGGUUACAAUUGGCGACGAAAAGUUCCAGCUGGAGCAUAUCGACCGGACAAAGGAUGAGCCUAGCUCACAACAAGGUUUUGCUCAACUCCUUGAUCUGAUGAAGGAGCCUGGUGACUGGAAGAAUCUUCCGGGAUUCCUUGAAGGCAUGCAUACGGCGAAGAGAAAGUUGAAGAAGCACCAGAUGGAGAAGAUGGUGCGAAGGGCAAACAUGAUUGGCAGGCAAGGUGUCAUUGUGGAUUGUGUUCAACGGGUGGGAACCACGGGACUUGCGCUGACAAGCGCCAAUGUCGUCCGGGAGAUUAUGCUGGGAACUCAUCUGGAGGCUCAGGAAUCCGAGUGGGAUGAGCAAGCUACGCUCAAGGCGUUGACCCAUGCGGAACAGAUUGUUAGCGCACUGGAGGACCCUAAACAUAUCGGCAAGCAGCCCUUCAAGACUGCGCAUAUUCGGUCCCAGCCUGCGAUCAUUGGGGUUGUUCUUGAGCUUGCGGCUGUGCGCGCAGUCAAGCACCUUGACGGGAAAGACGUAGACGGCAAGGUGGCUACCUAUGCGGGACGUUUGAUGGCAACAUGGAAUGAUGCGAACCUCACCCCUCGCGAGACUUGGCAAGAUGCGAACAGGCAACUGCUUGCCUGGGUUCCUGUGCAGAAUGCGCUUAAGGCGACUCUAAAGGUGUUGGAUUCGAACAGUGAGGUUGCGGUGUGGGCACAGAAAGUGCUUCCUCAAGUGAACCAAGCUCUGGAGCAAGCCGCGGAGAUGGUACGCCAAAAGGAGGACACGCCCAGACGAGGUCUCAAUGUGUACGAGGCUGUUGAAAGAACAGUUUAAACCUGUUCACAAGCGCUUUUCUCAUGUAUUAUAUACUUUGUAGAUUUUUUAUUCCCGUUCUUUGAAGGCUACAUCAUGAAUCUGUAAUCUGGAGGUUUCUGCGCUGACUUUUUCAUUUUCGUGAGAAGCCUAAUCCCAGGAUUCAGAGCGUCAUGUCACUGUGACGGAAUUUGGAAAUAUGGGAUUUCUGUCAAGUAUUCGCAGUGCCUCGCACAACGUUAAUUUCGAAAUGGUAUCGAACGAGCUGAGGUGAAUAUAUGCAAUGCAAACUAAAUCUAGCUAAAUGGACAAUCCAACCAUCGCUAUAUGCCUAAUGAAGCGCUAAAUA
Xylona heveae TC161 is the source of this 1560-nucleotide messenger RNA. RefSeq lists its product as hypothetical. NCBI's taxonomy places the organism in Eukaryota, Fungi, Ascomycota, Xylonomycetes, Xylonales, Xylonaceae. The transcript is spliced from 2 exons. The coding region runs from base 144 to 1232 and encodes 362 amino acids. The record is from RefSeq and is a predicted model, not a curated record.